Messenger RNA from Suillus subalutaceus, 2139 nucleotides. RefSeq names its product Noc2-domain-containing protein. The transcript is spliced from 12 exons. The record is from RefSeq and is a predicted model, not a curated record. Lineage: Eukaryota; Fungi; Basidiomycota; Agaricomycetes; Boletales; Suillaceae. Gene Ontology annotation, cellular component: nucleolus; Noc1p-Noc2p complex; nucleoplasm. Gene Ontology annotation, biological process: ribosomal large subunit biogenesis. Bases 1 to 2139 code for a protein of 712 amino acids.
AUGGGGAAGGCGGCCAAGUCUAGCCGCAAAUUCGCGGCGAGUGGCAAACUGAAGCAGGCAAUUCAAUCGCGGAAGAAGCACCAGCAGAUGCAGAAGAAAAUUCAAGGGAGACGUGGGGCACACGGGAAGGGAAAGCAACAGACCAUUACCGAAGCUGAGGGUAGUGAACACGACGACGACGACGACGACGAAAAAGAGGUUAAGGGAGUGUCUAAAAAAGCAGGGAAAGAUGCAAAGAAAAUGACUGUCGAGGACUUUCUCGGAGCAGAGUUUAUGGAUGAUUACAAUGAUGCUGAGGAAGAUGAGGAUGAUGCCGGAGGCGAUGAGUUGGAUACAGACGAAGAUGAGGAAGACGUAGCAGACGACCAAUCCUUUGCGUCUGUAGAUGAUCUUGAGGAUCAUGGCACAAGUCACAUGCUUGAGCUCGCACAACUCGCGGAAAAGGACCCUGAAUUCUACAAAUAUCUACAGGAGAAUGAUCGCGAGCUUCUUGAGUUCACUACCACUCAAGAGGGCCGCGAUGAAAUGGAUGAUGAUGAUGAUGAUGAUGAUGAUGAUGUCAUGGACGGAGACGACAGUGAAGAAGAAGAAGAAAUGGGAGAAGAACUGCCUAUUCUUACUACUAGCAUUCUCAAAACCUGGCAAAAAGCACUCCUUGAGCAUCGUUCCCUGCGAGCCCUCCGCAAACUGCUCAUUGCGUUUCGCUCUGCAGUGCAUAUGAAUGAGGACGAUCAGGUUCUUUUAUGGCGCAUUGACAAUGCCGCAGUGUACACAAAGCUUGUAACAACCUCCCUGCGGUAUACGCCAAUUGUCCUAGCCCAUCACAUCCCAUAUAAAACACUUCCGAACGGUAAAUUUAAACAACCUUCACAAUCUGCAAAGCAAAAAGCACUGCAAAAACUAACUCUGUCUUACUUCAACAAUGUGAUUCACCUCAUCCCUCAGCUUACCGACCCGGAGACAUUGCGACUCGCGCUCACAGAGAGCGCAAAGAUCCUCCCUUACGUCGUCUCUAGCCGUAAGGCCGUUAAGACGUACUUGAAGAAAUGUUUAGAGUUGUGGUCCACAGGUGAGGAUGACGUACGGAUAGCUGCGUUUCUCGCCAUCCGUCAACUUGCGUCUUCCACCGAUGACUCUAUCGUUGAUCUUGUGCUCAAGAGCACUUACUUGGCGCUCGUGCGUGCGUGCAAGUCUACAAGCACCUAUCGACUACCAUCCAUUACGCUCAUGAAGAACUCCGCAUGCGAAUUAUUUUGUGUAGACCAUGGAGCAACAUACCCACACGCAUUUGGGUACAUACGCCAGCUUGCAAUACUCCUGCGUGGGGGCAUGAAGACAAAAACAAAGGAGGCGUACAAACAGGUCUACAACUGGCAGUACGCGCAUUGUGUCGACUUCUGGGCACUUGUGCUAGGUCGCGCGUGCGAUGCACAUGCGGAAGCCGAACGAGGGGGACAGGAGAGCGAGCUAAGACCACUCAUCUACCCACUCGUGCAGGUCAGUCUGGGUGCCAUCAAGCUCAUUUCGAAUUCGCGUUCGUAUCCAUUCCACUUACACAUCGCACGCUCGAUGCUGCAUCUGACUCGACACACACGUAUUUACGUACCACUGACGCCUUAUCUCCUUCCUAUCAUCUCAUCUACCCUCACGGCAUCUGGCAAGCCCAAGUCAUCCACGCUGCGCCCUCUCGACAUGGAAACGCAUAUACGUGCUCCGGCACAGUACGUUAGGACACGGGUAUAUGCAGCGGGACUUGUGGAGGAAACGGUAUUCCUUCUCGCGGAGUGGCUUGGCAGUGGCCCAGUGCAUGGAAGCGUUGCAUUCCCUGAACUGAUCGUGCCCAUCAUUGUCACACUCCGCCGAACACUCAAAAAUUGCAAGGAGCUAGGGAAGGAAGCCGGAAUGGUGAAGGGCCUUCUAGAGCGGGUAGAAGACUGUGCAAAAUGGAUAGACCAGUCACGCUCUGGCAUCAAUUUCGGCCCAGGAAAAAUGGAUGAGGUCGAACGGUGGGAGGCCAACGUGGAGAUAGAGGAGUCACCCCUGGGAAAGUACCUCAAAGUGCAACGAAAGAGCAGGGAAAAGCGCAAGAGGAUGAUCGAUAAGGCCAACAAAGGCGAGGAUGAGAUCUUAGAAGACUAG